Messenger RNA from Trichoplax adhaerens, 1575 nucleotides. RefSeq lists its product as uncharacterized. The record is from RefSeq and is a predicted model, not a curated record. The transcript has 10 exons. NCBI's taxonomy places the organism in Eukaryota, Metazoa, Placozoa, Uniplacotomia, Trichoplacea, Trichoplacidae. Bases 1 to 1575 code for a protein of 524 amino acids.
AUGAAGAAAUAUAUUGUGGAUGUAGAAGCUCCAAGGAUUGAAGGAGAUAAAUUACUACCGUCCGAUUCCGACGAAAAUGUCAAUCAAGCUCAGUUAAUCCAAGAAACGAGUCCAUCUCGUCGACGAGUUCGUCGCAGCAAGAAAGCUCGAAGAAUCAACUCUGUUGAUUAUUCUGCAAGUAAUCGCAAUCGUAGCUGUUGUUCAUGUAGCCGUUACUUUCUAUUUAUCAUUAUGAUUGGCUUCUUGGUUGUUCUGGUUGGAAUGAUAUGGGUAUUUUUCGAUAUUAAAAAUGAAAUGGAUAGAAUCAGAGUCAAGUUACAUACUGUUGAAAAGGAAAAUCUUCAAAGGAAACAAGAACUUAGUCUAAAUAAACAAAAAUUUUCAAAGAUCGAUAAGGAUAUCCAACAAUUAUAUCAAGGAAAAAAUCAGUUACUAUCACAAAUCUCCUUUCUGAAAAGCGAGGUAAAAACAAUAAAUGCCACAUUAUGGAAGAAAUGGCAAGAGUCCGAAAAAAUACCUCAUCAUUUUUGGAAUAAUGUUACCAAGAAAUCAAACAUUAGCAAAAUCGUGAUAACUACUAUAGCUCAACUUCAAUACAGAGUAAAUAAAUUAGUAAAUAACACUAACUCUGCUAUAAAGUCACUGCAAGAAGACAACAUUGGUAACAAUGGCGAAAUCAAAUUAUUGAAUACAACAAUUGAAGAUGUCAAGGCAAAGUAUGAAAGCAUUAUCAAUCACUAUAAGCAACACAAAGUUGAGACGAAUGACACAGCCGAAACAUCCAAUCUCACUAGAAAUAGUAACGACACUCUAAUAACAACACUUCCGGCAAAUCCGACGACACUUCCUGUCAAUCCUACGACACCUCCCGUCAAUCCUACGACUACAUGGGAAACUACAACAGUUGAAAGGCGAGAUAGUAGCACUGAUGCCAAGAUUAAUUACAACAAUACGACAACGAUUCAACCAACACAGGAUUUAUUGAAUGACUUGCGUAUUGAAGAGACACUCACACAACUAACCAACUUAACAAUGAUCAAUAAGAAUGGAAUAGGAGAACUAAAAGCCAAUAUGGAGAAAUUGUAUACUUCACUUUUCAACUUAAAACGCAUAGUUUAUUCUACCUUAGAUGACUCUACAGAGGACUCAAAAAUUGCCGUCAUUGUACAGCAAUUGAGUGCAACACUAAAUUCUUCUUUAGAAAAUAUGGCAGAUAAUAUUAACAUGGUUGAAAAACGUGUCUUAAAAUUGGAAAAUGAUGUAAAUGCUAUUCGCCAAACCAAUUCAUCGUGUGAACAAGCCGGAAAUAAUAUAGAAGAACCAUUAAGCCAUAAUGGCACAUCAGCUAACAAUUCAUCUUCGACUAUCGGCAGUAAUAAUACCUUGACAGUAACUACUACGGAGUUAGCUUCAAAUUCAAAGGAUAAUUCUACAUCGAAUGCAAUAACUGUUACUCCCACAGCUGCUUCGUUAUCGAAUUCGGAUCAGACAGAAGGUUUCGAUGCAAUGGAAGAUAGUGAAAGUGACAGUGAAAACAGUUUUUGGGCUUCAAUCCAAGGGCGUGAAAAAAAGUGA